Aphis gossypii (cotton aphid) is the source of this 1388-nucleotide messenger RNA. RefSeq lists its product as uncharacterized. The record is from RefSeq and is a predicted model, not a curated record. The coding region runs from base 1 to 1347 and encodes 448 amino acids. NCBI's taxonomy places the organism in Eukaryota, Metazoa, Arthropoda, Insecta, Hemiptera, Aphididae. The transcript has 7 exons.
AUGUCGUACUAUUUACCAAUGGACAACAGUGACAGUCAAUUGUCUGAAGCGUUAUUUGAUAGUUUUAUUGUUCCCGACCCUAAUGCUGCUUUGAUAGAAUCAGCUGAAUAUGUUCAACAAAUUCCCGAACAAAUUCCUGAGUAUUGUAUUUCGAAAAAUGAAAUUAAUGAAAAUCAAACUAGAGUAUCUCGUAGCUAUAAUAGAUAUUCUCCAUAUGAUUCCUCUUCGUCUCGCAGUUCUUCAGUUAGUUCUGUUCACAGUCAUGUAAAAUUUGGUACAUAUAAUCCAAUGAAUUGGACUUCACAGAGAGUUUACUUUAUACCGGCCAAAGCUGAAGGUCCUAAUCAAACACACGCCAAAGGCAAAUUGGUUGAGCGUUGGAAGAAUGUGUCUAGAAGAUUGAGGAGUGUUGGCGCCAUUGAUCUGAAUAGAAAAAAGUCUGAUUCAUUACGUAACACUGAAUCCAAUAUUACUUUUUCUGACGAUAUUCAAGAAGCAAAGGAGUGGCUUAAAAAUGAAGGAUGUUCUGCUUUGUUUGAAGAUAUAAAAGUAAAAUGGAUAUUAACCCAUGAAAUAAGAAAAACUGAGUUUCCUGAUCUGAAACUACGCAACCUUAAUGAUUUGUUUGAAUCCUGGAUUGUUUUGAAAAGUCCUAGAGGUCAUGAGCUAAUUUCCGAAGAUUUCUUUUUAGACUAUCCGAGUCAGAAAACAUUGUUUCCAGAUUGGAAAGCAUAUCUUACAAAAUGGACUAAGGUUUCCAAUAUAUUAAUUAAUGUGAGGAGAAGCUCCAUUAAAGAUAAACACGCGAAAGGUUUGCUGAGCAAAUUAGAUUCUGUGCACAUUUAUGAAGAUAAUAAUACUGCUGAUGUUAUUAAAAUAUUAUUGAUACCAUAUCUAACACCAACAAAAACAAUCAUUAAAAAAUGUGAUGUGAGUGGCGUAAAAAAAAAUUGGAAACCAUCUUUAGAAGAAUCUGCCAGAUCUUUUGUCACAGUUGUGCCAAAUAUUUCAGAAAUAGAAUCAGACAUUAUUCAAAGAAGAAAUAAAUAUUGUCAAUUUGGUUGUACUAUUCAGCCAUUUGUGUACUUAGUUGGUGAAGAUUUGUCCUCAAUCAGUCAAAGUUAUGUCCGUGUAGAUAAUCAACUUUGGACAUUCAACAGCCCAUUAGAAGCACUAGACGCUUGUUUUAAAGCAUACUUUGGCCUUAACUGUUCGUACCCUCGUGAAUGUUACGAGUCGUGGAUUUUCAUUCAACAACAUAUUUAUGGACUGAAAACUGAAUAUGACCAGCUAUCUGCCAUUACUACAUCUAUCUCCAAUAAGUUUGACAUGUUAAAUACACAGUAAUUACCUAUUUGUAUUAUCUUAUUAAUGUAAUAUAUCUAAAA